AUGGAGGUUGACAGCAUGUCUCAAUUAGAGAAAAAACGUGAAAGAGAGAAUAAAAUUAGUAAACUAAUGGGAGAGUACCUUCUCAAAGGAUACAAGAUGCUUGGCUCUACAUGUAAUGUUUGUGGGGUGAGUACUUUAAGAAAUUUUAGACAAUUAUUUGUAAAAGAAAUAAAAAGUCCCCCCCCCCUCAGGCUUCAGCAGGACCUGUUUAUAUGGAGGCAAGUUACCCGGCAAGGCGAGUUACUCCGCAACGGUGAGAUCCCAGCUGUUAUAGAAACUAAUAGUAAUCCCGGGUGACUGUUUACAUGAUGCAGCCGACAGUGCCGUAGCCAGAAUGGGGCACAUAUUCAUAUAUUCGUGUUCACAUACCAUAAAAACAAUUGAUUUCAAAAGAAAUUAAUAAAGCAGAACACGAAUAUAUGAAUAUGUGCCCCUCCCCAAUUAUCGUUCUGGCUACGGCACUGGCAGCCGAGUAACUCGCCUUGGCGAGUUCCUGUCAGAAAGAGGCGAGAUGGGCCGCCCAAGAUAGAAUGUAUAUGCUUUGCAUUUGAAAUAUAAUAGCUCAAAAAUACAUACGAAUUGAUAGAUAAGUUUUCCUGAAUUUCUCUGCACUUAUUCGUGUAUAUUUUGAACGACAUUUUGUAAUGUUUUUUAACAUUUCAAACGGCUUAGAUCCUUUUUGUGUUUUGGCGCCAUUUCGGCAUCAUGCAGCAGUCACACAGCAAAUGCCAAGUAACUUGGUUCCAUAUAAACAGAGCGCUUGUUUGUCCCGCCUGGGUGAGUAACUCACAUUGCCAGGUAACUCGUCUCCAUAUAAACCGGUCCCCAGUGUAGUUUGACUAGAAUAGAAUAGCUAGGUUGUAUUUGGACUUUGAGACAUUAGCUCUAACCUUGGGCAAUGAUGACCAAUCAGAGAAUGUUAUUCCCAUUGAAAUUGACUAAUCAGAGAGCAUCAUUCAUUUGUUUCAGGGACUAUAGCUCUCUGUUACUGUGUGACCUUUCUUGGGGGACAAGUACAUUUGUCACCAUGCAGUCGGUGUGACUUAACGUUGCCUUGUAUAACCAAACUGUUAAUCCUUUUUCAGACUAUACUGUUAAAAGACAGACAACAGCAAGACUACUGUAUUGGUUGCAGUGAAGUUGACAUACAUAUAGCACACAAUGGUAGGUCGAUUAGGGGUAAUAGCUGCACCCCCCCCCUCCCCCCCCCCCUUCUUCUCUUCAGUAUGUCUAUAGAACAAGUGAACAGUACUAUUUACUAAUUGAUGGGAAAUGUGUAGGGAACAAUGCAACCUAAUGGGUUGACGUGACACAUAGGCAGAUAGUGUGGUUAGUUAACUCAUUGAUGCCAACACUCUCCCCUUGACAAGUAAAAUUGUCAGGCGUCGGACAGAGUAAAAAGUGUAACUAGUACAUUAGGGUGCAUUUCUGGUCUUCAGUGGGUGGUGUAUUCUGUCCUGAUUAUAAACUACACAAAAUAUUUUUUACUGCAGUCUCUCAACAACAACCACAAGUCACUGAACAUGAAAGUUUACACAACAAAAAUCCAGAGUUUGAAAAUCACAGAGAAAAUGGUGGGCCAAGCUGUACAAAUGAAACCUUGAUGAAUGUACACAAAACAACACCCUUGACAGGUCCUGAAGACUCUGGUUUGACAACAGUCAACGAAGCGAUCUUCAAACUUCAAGAACGGCUCAUGUGGGCUGUUAAUCAACUUGGUGUUGCAAACUCAGUAGAAAUGGACAUCAAACUGUGUGAACUUAUUUCCAGCUGUGGCAAUGCUUUAAGAACAUUGAAGGACUUGCAACAUUAA
Paramuricea clavata is the source of this 1813-nucleotide messenger RNA. The record is from the annotation of a GenBank genome assembly. Lineage: Eukaryota; Metazoa; Cnidaria; Anthozoa; Malacalcyonacea; Plexauridae.